Messenger RNA from Vigna unguiculata (cowpea), 983 nucleotides. RefSeq lists its product as uncharacterized. NCBI's taxonomy places the organism in Eukaryota, Viridiplantae, Streptophyta, Magnoliopsida, Fabales, Fabaceae. The record is from RefSeq and is a predicted model, not a curated record.
UUUCACGAAAAGACUAUAUCACCCCUCAUCGACCUUUAUUUUCAAUUUUCGCUUCGCACGCUCUUUUCUCUUUCGUUCUCGCUCUGACCGGGAAAAGGAAAAGAAAGACCAGUUUUCUUCACGCACCCUAGAUUUCCUCUUUCUCCAUCUCUCUCUAAAAUCUUAAUGGCGUUCUCUUCGUUUCUCGGCAGAGUCCUCUUUGCGUCCGUUUUCAUCCUCUCUGCUUACCAAGAAUUUAAUGCUUAUGGGGUUGAUGGCGGACCCGCAGCAAAAGCACUGAGACCGAAGUUUGAUGCAUUUGCCCAUCAAGUACAUUCUAGAGUUGGAUUUCAACUUCCGGAUAUCGAUAUGAAGUUUUUAGUUGCUGGGGCUAUUGCUCUCAAGGGCAUUGGAGGGAUUCUUUUCAUACUUGGCAGCUCUUUUGGAGCUCUCCUUUUGCUUUUGCAUCAAGUGAUUACUACUCCCAUACUGUAUGAUUUCUACAAUUAUGACAGCGAGGACAAAGGAUUUAUUCAACUUUUCAUCAAAUUUACUCAGAAUAUGGCCCUCUUCGGUGCUUUGUUGUUUUUCGUUGGGAUGAAAAACUCCAUUCCUAGAAGGCAACCCAAGAAGAAGGCUCCCAAAACAAAAACCUAUUAGUUGCAAUGAGUUCUUGGAUUGUUCCUGGUUGCUCGUUACACCCCUUUUCCAAUUCUCCAGGAUUUGAUUUAGGUGUCUGUUUCAGAACAAAUGCCCCCCUAAUGAGUAUUCAAUGUACCAUUCGUCGCGGAUUAUAUUUAAUUUAUAAUUAUUUAUAUUUGUAUGUUAUUUUUUGGUUUGCUUGACAAUAGGAACUAUCUUUCGAUAACUUGUAUACGAAGAGGGAAAAAAAUUAUCAGAGCCUGUUCAUUCAGACUUUGAGUGCCAAUUUCGUUAUCUAGCGGAUUUGAUCGAAAGGUAAAACUGACGGUUGCUAUUUUAAAUUAAGCUUGAUUUCCCCCCCA